Molecule: messenger RNA, 3505 nt
Organism: Phaedon cochleariae (mustard beetle)
Lineage: Eukaryota; Metazoa; Arthropoda; Insecta; Coleoptera; Chrysomelidae
Source: the annotation of a GenBank genome assembly
AACCUAAAAUUUUUCGACGUUAUGUUGCUAAGUCAGAUUAUAAGCAGAAACUUUUUAACAAAGUCAAUAUUUGGGGUGCAAACAUAUCGAAAAUGUGAAACAGCUGUUCGAAACCACUCUCAGAGACGUCUCGAAGAAGCAUACAAAUAUAUUAAAACGAAGUGCCAAUCCAAGAAACUACCACAAGAUGUCAAUCCAAAAGCUGUGUUUGCUUGUAAUGAGCUGGACCUGAAGGAAGUUAAAGUUUAUGGAUUUGACUAUGACUACACAUUAGCUUGCUAUAAACCAUCACUUGAUUACCUCCUUUACAAUCUUGGCCAACAGACUCUCAUUGAACAAUAUAAAUAUCCUCAAGCAAUCUCAUCACUCCAAUAUAAACCAGGCUUCGCAGUUAGAGGUUUGCAUUAUGAUAUUGAAAAAGGAGUUUUGCUAAAACUUGAUUCCUUUCUGCAAAUACAGUUUGGAUCUGUCUAUAAAGGCCUGACCCCAUUGUCCAAUGAAGAAGUACUGAAGCUGUAUAAAAAUAGGAUUAUUCCUAUUGCCUAUGUUGAAGGACACACCAAAAAUGCCUCAUUGACUUUACAGGAGUCAAACACGAAAAUGGUUCAGUUGGCUGAUCUUUUUUCUGUACCUGAGAUGACCCUCAUGUGCAAUGUAGCUGAUUAUUUUGAUCAGAACCACAUAGACUAUCAUCCUGAAAUCCUAUUCAGAGAUAUCAAAAACUCUAUAAAAAAUUCCCAUCCAAUAAUGCAUAAAGUAGUAUCAGAAAAUGUAUCUGAAUACAUUGAAAGUAAUGAUCAGCUGAGAACUUUCUUUGAUAGAUUGAAAAAAGCCAAUAAGAAAUUGUUCUUGGUUACUAAUAGUCCCUAUGGAUUUGUAAACAAGGGUAUGGAAUUCAUGGUGGGACCAGACUGGAAAGAGUAUUUUGAUGUACUGAUAGUUCAAGCAAGGAAACCAAAAUUUUUCACUGAUGUAUCAAGACCUAUCAGAGUAUUUGAUGAAUGCAGUGGUACCCAUAUCUGGGAUAGAGUUUCAAAAUUAGAAAAAGGACUCAUCUACUAUGAAGGAACAGUGAAGCAGUUGCAGGACCUGACAGGAUGGAGAGGGCACCAAGUCCUUUAUUUUGGGGACCAUCCAUACAGUGAUUUAGCAGAUGUUACUUUAGAGCAUGGGUGGAGAACAGGGGCAAUCAUCACUGAGUUAACGCAUGAAAUAGCAACUUUGAACAAUCCAGAAUUCAAGAAAAAUGCCAAUUGGUUGCAAAUGUUAACCCAACUAAUUGAAGAUCAUCAAGAUUGUGAAGAUCCUGAAGAACAAAAGCUUCUAGCCAGAUGGAUGGCAGAAAGAGACAAAAUACGGAAUGACAUCAAAUAUGUCUUCAAUGAACAAUUUGGAAGUGUUUUUCGAACUUACCAUAACCCUACCUACUUUUCCAGGCGUUUAUUCAGAUUUGCUGAUAUAUACACUUCUAAUAUAUCCAAUUUAUUAAAUUAUUCAGUUAAUCAUACGUUUUAUCCUAGAAGAGGUGUAAUGCCACAUGAGUAUAUAUCUUAUUUUGUUUGAUGAUAUUUAUUUUCUCCAAUAUCUUUCUAGUCCUAUUCUUAUUGUUAAUUUUAAACUUGUAUUUCACUAGUGCUCUCCAGAUUCUAUCUGAAGAAAAUAUCAUCAACAUCCUUUAUUUUAUUUUCAAUCUCAAAACAGUAUUAUGUUUAAACAAUCCCUGCUGAUCUUUGUGAUUAGGUACUACACCUUUUCAGGCUGAAUACUGAAAAAAUGUUAGUUUGAAUAUUAUCUAAUUAUGUGAAUAUACAUGAAUAGGAAUCAGCAGGUUUCAUGAUUUUUCUGAAAAGCGAUCAAUCCUCACCGAUGUUGGUCCAUUAUUAUCACCAAUAGACCAUCCUGGGAUGAUCAAAGUUUUCCUAUUAUAGAUUAUUUGCUCAAUCUCUUGUAAUUGUGUGGUAAAAAAUCUCUUAUUCCACUAUUUACUUUUUUGAGGGAUGAUGUUGAGAUUGCAUGUAUCUUCAAUUAUUGAAAAGCUUUUCUGUAUACAUACAGUGCCAUUCAUAAGAUAAUUACAUGGGAAAUUUCAUGAUCAUGUACCUAUUAAGAUGCCUGUCAACUUAUAAACAUCUCAUCAUGUAUAUAUGUACAAAACUUCUAUUUCCCCUGCAUGAAAUGAACGUCAACAAACUAUUUUGAUCUAUACAGAUUAUGUCAAAGUUGUUAUGCCAAUAAAAUUAUUAUUUAUUGAAGGACACCUAAUAUAUGAUGUAAUAUAUAUUGAAUCUCACUCUUUAAUAUUGUGGUGUUUUUUUCAUUUCAAAUUCAUGAUGACCGUCAAUAUUUAGUUUUGCUCUUGUUUUGUUUGAUGCAAAAACUAUGCAGGUACCUACCUACUGUUUUCCCAAAAAAAAUGUAACAUGACUUAGGAACACAAUGAAUGGCACUGUAUAUCAGCAUUAUUUGUUUAUAUUUAUGAUUGAGGUAUUUGUAAAAACUUCACGAACGAUAGUAGCUUAUUCAUCAGGUGUAAUACUGGUACAAUUAACUAAACUAACCUUGGCUUGCCUAACUUUUAUAUAUCCUACUUUUCCAACCUGAAGGAUUAGAAUUACCUGUGGACAGGUUCGAUAAACCUUCAUUUUCGGAAAAUAGUUACAAUAUCUACAUUAAAAUACAGUGUACCUGAUGAAGCUACUGUGUUAGCGAAACAUGUCAUGUGAUUGAGAAUUUUGUGGAAUUCUUACCGUUUGUGUAGUUUUUACAUUUGCCAUGGAUUUCGAUCAAGUAACGGCCAAGUCAAUUCAAAAUUUGAGGUAUUAUUAUUUCCGAAAGCUAUGCCGAGAGGAAAUCAUCAUAUAUAUUAUUAUAUGGGACAAGCAAAGAAAUAUUUUUGGUUCCACUAGUUUUUUUUUAGUUCCUCCAUUAUGAAUGAGGAACUUUAUUGUGGAAAAUCUAUUCGAUUUUUUUUAUAAAGCAUUUUCAAUAUAAAUGAUAUGUGUAACGUCCUGUUGCUAUACACUAUCUAUGAGGAAUAACUGUGAUAUGGAUUUUGAUUCCAUAUUAAUCAGUUUCUGACCAAGUUAUUACUUCUAAAAAAUUAAGGAAUUAUUGUUAUAUCAAAUAUCAGGAACAUCUAAUAAAUAAUCAUUAGAUUCGUAUAUUGUCAUAUCUACUUAUACCUACUCAGUUGAAAAAGUCAACCAUAAUAAUGUUAUUUAUAUCUGAUAUUAGGUUUGUUCUCCUUCAAAAUCGGAAGCAUGCCCAUGAAAAAUGCCAAUAGUUCUGUGAAACUGCGCAUGCUCCUGAUGGUUUCGGACUGUUUAUUUUCAGAACGAGAACAAACCUAGUAUUGUGAUCCAAGGUGACUAACCUACUAUUCUUUGGUCCAUAUGCAGGAACCAUUAUAAUAGAGUAUAUAUACAAGUAUACCUACCGGAGCUCUCUCAUAAUGUGCUCAUGAUACUAAAUCCAAUGAAAUCACCAAAUUUUGUUGUGAAAAUCC